AUGUCCGCGUCUCGUCGCAAGGCUCAUUUUGAGUUGUGGGUCAUAGGGCGGGCAGCUUUAUCUGAUCAAGGGCCGGGGCACAAGGGUCCUAGUACUAUCCAGGUGCGAAGAAGCCCGGAGGUGACUGCAAUGAGCAGAAAUCUCACUCACCGGCCUAAACGACGAGCAAACACUCGAACAUCGGCCAUAGGAGUACUCCGGGAUAUAAACCAGGGCAACAAAAGUGGAGCAUACGGCGAUGCCGCCCGUUUUCAUUUCGUGGAAGUCCCCGGCAGAGGAAAGGGCUGUCCCCGUAAUUCGAGUGAGAUUGUCAUGGCGCAAAAGCAGAUAUGGUCCGGUAUUCCCUUGUUCCCUGUAUUGGUUAUGUUCUUUAUUUCUUGUCUAGCAGAAACUAAUCGAGCUCCGUUUGAUCUCCCAGAAGCGGAAGCUGAAUCAGUUGCAGGCUAUAAUGUAGAAUAUGCGCGGGAUGCGAUCCUUAAUAGUUCACUGUUGGCGGAAGCCAAUGUCCCGGGGUCCCGGGGACUCAUUCUGACUGAAACAAGGGGCGGGUCUUUACCAACUUUUCAAUCUGCUAUUUUAGGGAAGCCAAAAAACGUGAGCGCCUAG
Lactuca saligna is the source of this 606-nucleotide messenger RNA. NCBI's taxonomy places the organism in Eukaryota, Viridiplantae, Streptophyta, Magnoliopsida, Asterales, Asteraceae. The record is from the annotation of a GenBank genome assembly.